Molecule: messenger RNA, 2596 nt
Organism: Mercurialis annua (annual mercury)
Lineage: Eukaryota; Viridiplantae; Streptophyta; Magnoliopsida; Malpighiales; Euphorbiaceae
Exons: 5
Coding region: 308-2359 (683 amino acids)
Source: RefSeq, a predicted model, not a curated record
AGUAGUGUUAAAAAUAUGAUGAGCCCACAUAAACUUUCAUAAUCUUUGUGUGUUUUGAACAACAACUUACCAUAGAAACUUAGCUGCCAAGUUGUUUGCAGUUUUUGUUCUCAAUUAUAUGUAUCUGUCAUAUAAUGUCACAAGCAAACACCCUUAAAUAGUACUACUUCUUUUCAAGUAUCAAUACCAGGCCACCAUUAUCAAAAUUUGCUUAUUUUGGUAACCUUAGUUUUUGUUUCUUCACCACUACUCACUUUUUUAUCAUCUUUCUUGCAUUUUCUCUCACUAGGGUUUGCUCAAGGUUUUAAUGGAGAAGAUAAUGGAGACACUUAAACUAGCUGAGUUAAGGAAAGAAGAUUUAAGAAAGUCAUGUGAACAAGUACAUGCACAAGCUUUUACUCUUCAGUGGAAAAUUUUGGAGGCUCAUUUUGAUUUGACUAGGGCUGGUUUACUAUACCAAGCUCAAGAACUUGCUUUAAAGGAGAAAAAAUUAGUGGAAGACGCUCAAUUGGGCGAACAACGCGAUCAAGAGGUUGAGAUUAAGCUUAGUGAGGUCAAAAGAGGCUUAGAAGAGCUUGAACGAAACCAAGAAAGUUUGUCUCUUUUCAAUUUGAGGAUUGAGCAGUGUGAUUUAAAGCUGAGUUUAAUGCAACAGAGAUCGACUUUGGCCCGCAGACAGGUUGAUGAGAGUAAUGAGAUGCUUAGGAUGAAAAGGGAUCAACUGAGCAUGCUGCAAUAUGAUGUUGAAAGUUGUGUUUAUGAGCUUAGUGUAAAAAGGAACCAACUGAGUAUGGUUCAGAAAUCUUUAGAAGAUUGUAAUUUGGAGCUUGAAUCGAAGAAGAUGAAAUUGGGUUUGGUGAACUCAGAGCUUGAGGAGUGUGAUUUAAAGCUUAGUUCAAUGCAAAAGAAAUUGACUUUGGCCCGCAGAGAGGUUGAUGAGAGUAAUGAGAUGGUUAGGAUGAAAAGGGAUCAACUGGGAAUGGUGCAAAAUCAGGUUGAAAAGUGUACUAGAGAGCUUAGUGAAAAAGAGAAGCAACUAGGUACGUUUCAGAAAUCUUUAGAAGAUUGUAAUGUGGAGCGUGAAUCGAAGGAGAUGAAAUUGGGGUUGGUGAACUCAGAGCUUGAGGAGUGUUCUAAGAAACUGUUUGUGAGAAAUGGGCAACUGAUGUUGUUGCAGAGGAAGCUUGAGAUGAGUUCUGAGGAACUAGAAACCAAAGAGGAGCAGUUAGAGAAGGUUAAAAUUCUGAUCAGAGAUUGCAAUAAUGAUCUUGUGCUGAAGCAGAAGGAGUUGGAGUUGAAAGAAAAACAACCUGAUGAUACUGUUUCUCAGCAUGAACAGGCGCCUGAAUCGCAAGAGGUUCUUCGAGUACCAGAUAAUUUUCCUGGGGGCCAAGUUUUUCCUUCAAAUGUUAAAAUUGAGCCAAGGGAACAUGUAAGAGCCAAUGAUCCUGUAUGCUCUUUUUCUGCACAGCCUCGGUCUGAUGGAGAAACCAAUGAAAGGAAUUCUGCUUCUAUCAGAAAUGAAGAUAUGAGUUGGCAUGAUCGGAAUCCGCACGAAGUUCUAGCUACGUUACGAAUGUCAUCAGAUCCAGUAAAAUUUGUAUUAGAUGUGAUGAAUGGAGGUGCAAAUAAUGAUGCUAGUGUUAUCAGAAGUAAGGCUGUGUUAUUGGAACAACUAAUGAAACUCUCACUAGUAAUAAGCCCUCUGGUAAAAGAAGAAGCUAGAAAAGUGGCAAUUUCCUGGACAGCAAAUAUGAAAUUGGAUUAUGAGAAUUCAAUGGAAAUCUGGGCCUUUUUGCUGUUCUCACUGAUAUAUAAAGUUGUGCCUAGUCUUGAAAGAGAUACGAUCUUCAGGCUUCUUGUGAUUGUUGCUCAUCACAAAGAGGCCCCUUCAAUCUGUCGCAUCCUUGCUUUCAAUGAGCGAGUCCCUGAGAUUAUUCAGUGUCUUAUUGCAAGGCAGCAGCAUAUAGCAGCUGUCAGGUUUAGUUGUGCAUUUGAGCUGAUCGACAAGUUUCCGCCUGAAAACAUCCUGGGAAUGUACGUGGAGCAUAUAUUGAUGGCUACCAGGAACUCCAAGAAUGGUGAGGAUUUGGCAAAACAACAGGAUAAGGCUAUAGAUGAAGAAUUAGACGCUCUUAGAACCGUGUUAGAAUGUCUAGCAGAAUGCAAGUUUGAAUCAAAUUUCUUAACUGGGAACAUAUACAGUCGCAUUGCGGAGCUAGGGAAGCAAAAGGCAAGAAGCACAAACUCGUUGCGAUAUGUGGAGCCAUCUCCUUCUCUUGUGGUGCAACAACAGGACAAUAGUAAGCGCCCGAGGAUAGAUAAUAGACGUGUCACUCGAUCAACACACAAAAUGUAGCUUUUUGCACCAAUAAGAAAUUAGCGAAAAAUGUAUCGCAUCAGAAUCCGGUCUAGGUAAGAUUUUUCUGAUGUGUAUACAUAUGUGAUGUUUACUUCAAACACUAUAAUGGGACUCUUCCAUUAAUGACUAGUUAGUACUAAUCUUUAGUGUUCAACUUGUAGCAAAAUGCUUUUGUAAAUGGCCAACUCCAUUGUACAGGAACUAUAAUUAGUCUAUAUAAAUUACAGUUUGUGA